Trichoderma aggressivum f. europaeum is the source of this 633-nucleotide messenger RNA. RefSeq lists its product as uncharacterized. NCBI's taxonomy places the organism in Eukaryota, Fungi, Ascomycota, Sordariomycetes, Hypocreales, Hypocreaceae. The coding region runs from base 1 to 633 and encodes 210 amino acids. The record is from RefSeq and is a predicted model, not a curated record. The transcript is spliced from 3 exons.
AUGGGCUCACAGCAAAGCCUUACGCGCAAGGAUUUUAGGCUGUGCAAAGCCCAAAAGCGAAUUCGGCAGCCGUUGAAGCCCGUUUUGGGGGGGGUGAGAAGUGAGCAGAUGCUCACUACUUUGGACAACCAAAAUCACACCACCGCUCCGGCGCAACACACCACUUCUCGGACUAUCAACAGACAACAUCGCGGAAACGAGACACCACGCUCGGGAGAAGCAGGCAAGGCCAAUUUUGCAAAUGUUAUCGACGGCUGCGAUGGAGAGAAUUCAAUCUCGGAUGCACUGCAGUCCACAUCGACUACAUAUACAUAUACAAAAGCAAAACAUCUUCCGCCAUCUCUAACUUCACCGUCUAACACAACACAAACCGCCGAAAUGGUCACUCAACCAGCCAGAAUCCCCGUCGCCGCCCCAGGCCCCCUCGCCAGAGCUUUCCCAGCCGUCAUCGCCGUCGGCGUCGUCUCUGCCGUCGCGCUCAACGUUCGCUCGCAGCUCAAGACGCACUCAGCCACUCAGGACCGCUUCUUCGCCCAGUACAAGAACCCCGAGAGCGAAGCCGUCCGCCAAAAGGUCUUCGACGGCGCCGUCGAGGAUCCCCGCAAGAGCUGGUUCAACGUCCUGGGCUGGUGA